ACGCAACGUGGGUUCAAAGCCAAGUAGAAAACAAAUAUUGAUGUCUCUUCUUCCUUGAAAGGUUAAUACUUAAUAACCAAACUUCUGCCCUCUCACCUCUCUAGCUAAAAUUUGCAUUCUUCUCUACAAAAAAAAAUGCCAAACCAAAUUCCACCGACACCACCGCCAUAUCACCACCUCUUCCUUCUUCUCAUCCUCCUCCUCCUCUCCUUCACCGCCACCAACGUCAUUGCCACCACUACACAGAAAUUCAAAGAAGCCCCACAAUUCUACAACUCUCCAAACUGUCCUUCCAUCCUUGAAUUAGACAACAUUAAUGGCGACUGCCACAUCACGUGCUCUCCCCAAGCUGUUCAUGUAGCUAUGACUCUAGACGCAGUCUAUCUCCGUGGCUCCAUGGCUGCAAUCUUCUCUGUUCUUCAACACUCUUCCUGCCCUCAAAAUAUUCUCUUUCACUUCAUCUCCUCCUCUGCCAGCAGAAAUCACCUUCAUGACACAAUUUCUCACUCAUUUCCUUACCUCAAAUUCCAAAUCUACCAUUUUGAUGGCACCGCUGUUGCAGGCCUUAUCUCCACUUCAAUCCGCUCAGCUCUUGACUGUCCACUCAACUAUGCCCGAAACUACUUGGCCAGUCUCCUCCCUCCAUGCCUCAAGAAAGUGGUGUACUUGGACUCGGAUUUAGUCCUGGUUGAUGAUAUUGCAAAACUGGCUGCUACACCGCUUGGUAACCAAGCCGUAUUAGCAGCACCCGAGCACUGCAAUGCUAACUUCACGUCAUACUUCACCCCGAGCUUUUGGUCAAACCCCACAUUGUCUUACACAUUCGCCGGAAGAAAUGCUUGUUACUUUAACACGGGUGUUAUGGUCAUUGACCUGGAAAGAUGGCGAGAAGGAGAAUACACAAGAAAACUGACAGAAUGGAUGGAGCUACAAAAGAGAAUGAGGAUCUAUGAGCUAGGUUCUUUGCCUCCGUUUCUAUUAGUGUUCGCUGGAAACAUAGCGCCUGUUGAUCACAGGUGGAACCAGCAUGGCUUAGGAGGAGACAAUUAUAUAGGCCUGUGUAGAGAUUUGCAUCCGGGUCCAGUCAGUUUGUUGCAUUGGAGUGGCAAAGGCAAGCCGUGGAUGAGACUCGAUGCCAACCGGCCUUGCCCGUUGGAUGCUUUGUGGACACCGUAUGAUCUCUUGCAAACACCCUUCUCUCUUGAGUCUUAGGAUUUGGUGCUAUAUUUGUAUGAUAAUAAAAAUGUUUUAUUCAGUCAUAUAAGAAAAAUCAAAGGUGAAGAGAUCUAUGAAGGUAGAAUUAGAAGAUCUCUAUUUUUGUGUACAAUACAAUGCUUAUGUUUUUGGUCUCAUAUGUACCUGAGAACAGUGAAAUAUAGUUACGGCUACUGAACAAAAAAACCAGGCCUCUUUA
Molecule: messenger RNA, 1414 nt
Organism: Mangifera indica (mango)
Lineage: Eukaryota; Viridiplantae; Streptophyta; Magnoliopsida; Sapindales; Anacardiaceae
Product: probable galacturonosyltransferase-like 1
Exons: 1
Coding region: 136-1212 (358 amino acids)
Cellular component (GO): Golgi apparatus
Molecular function (GO): glycosyltransferase activity
Source: RefSeq, a predicted model, not a curated record